Molecule: messenger RNA, 2333 nt
Organism: Protobothrops mucrosquamatus (brown spotted pit viper)
Lineage: Eukaryota; Metazoa; Chordata; Lepidosauria; Squamata; Viperidae
Product: zinc finger protein 345-like
Exons: 4
Coding region: 1-2265 (754 amino acids)
Biological process (GO): regulation of DNA-templated transcription
Source: RefSeq, a predicted model, not a curated record
AUGGAGGCCCGAGGGUCUCCGUGGGCGGGAGCAGCAGCGGCUCUUCAAGCGGGGAGCGGCGGCCCGAGCGGCCUCCCCGAGGGACCCCGCAGCUCCGAGGCCGAGCGCCGGUGCUUCCGCAGCUGCCGCCCCCGGGAGGACGAGGGGCCCCGGGCGCUCUGCAGCCGCCUGCACCGGCUGUGCCGCGAGUGGCUGCGGCCCGAGCGGGGCGGCAAAGCCGAGAUGCUGGACCGGGUGGUGCUGGAGCAACUGCUGGCCCUGCUGCCCCCGGAGCUGGCGGGCUGGCUACGGGAGUGCGGGGCGGAGAGCUGCGCCCAAGCGGUGGCCCUAGCCGAGGGCUUCCUGCUCGGCCCGCCGCCCUCCUCCGCCCCCCGGGAGCUCCCCGGAGAGGGCCGGCAGUUGCAGGAGCUGUUCAUGGAUGACAUUUCAUCAGAGCUUCAGGGAAGAGGGGAUCGAUCCAGUCCUUCUAAAGAGGAUGUUUUCUCGAAGAUCCAAAUAGGGCCAACUUGCCAGGACUCUGUUCCCUUUGAGGAGGUGGCUGUGGACUUUACAGAAGAGGAGUGGGCAUUGCUGGAUUCUGGCCAGAAAGCCUUGUGCAGGGAAGUCAUGCUGGAGCUUUUUAGAAAUAUGGUUUCUUUGGCAGGUGAUGGUGAUGGGCUGGUGAAUGAAAAAGAAAAGCAGCCAAGGCUAUUGACAAUGGAAAGAGAAAUGUCUGCAAAGAGUCAUUCCUUCUCUUUUACUUUACCUAAAAUACUGUAUAGGAAACACAAACCACAUACCUUUGUAAAAUAUGAGACAGAUUUCAGCCUAAGCAAAAAGAUGAAACUAUGCAUGCAGUCCGGAAAGAGCUUCAGUAGCAAAAGUAAUCUUCAUUGUCAUCCGAGGAUCCACACAGGUGAGAGACCAUAUAAAUGCAUGGAGUAUGGAAACAGGUUUAUUGACAAUUGGAGCCUUAUUUUCCAUCAAAGGAUACACAUGGGGGGAAAACCAUAUAAAUGCAUGGAGUGUGGAAAAAGCUUUUGUUGGAACUCAGAACUUAUUCGUCAUAAGCGGAUCCAUACUGGGGAGCGACCAUAUAGAUGCAUAGUGUGUGGAAAAGACUUUACUCAGAAAAGACAUCUUACUGUUCAUGAAAGGAUCCACACCGGGGAGAGACCAUACAACUGCACCGACUGUGCAAAGCAGUUUACUCAGAAAGCUCAUCUCAUUCAUCAUGAAAGAAUCCAUACAGGGGAGAGACCAUAUAAAUGCACAGAGUGUGGAAAAACCUUUGCUCAAACAGCACAACUUAAUGCUCAUAAAAGGACCCACUUUGGGGGGAAACUAUUUAAAUGCUUGGAGUGUGGAAAAAGCUUUAACUGGAGCAGAGGUCUAAUUCAUCAUGAAAGAAUCCACACUGGGGAGAGACCAUAUAAAUGCACAGAGUGUGGAAAAAGCUUUACUCAAACAGCACAUCUUAAUGCUCAUAAAAAGAUCCAUACAGGGGAGAGACCAUAUAAAUGCCUGGAAUGUGGAAAGAGCUUUUUUGACAGCAGAGACCUUGGUCGACAUCAAAUGAUUCAUACAGCAGACAAACCAUAUAAAUGCAUAGAGUGUGGAAAGAGCUUUAUUGACAAGGGGCGCCUCACUGUGCACCAAAGAAUUCACACAGGGGAAAGACCAUAUACAUGCAUGGAGUGUGGAAAAAGCUUUUGUCGGAACUCAGAAUUGAUUCAUCAUAAGAGGAUCCACACUGGGGAGAGACCAUAUAAAUGCAUGGAGUGUGGAAAGAGCUUUGCUUGGAAAGGACAUCUUAGCACUCAUAAAAGGAUCCACACAGGGGAGAGACCAUAUAAAUGCUUGGAGUGUGGAAAGAGUUUUGUCAGGAAAGGAUGUCUUACUGGUCACGAAAGAAUUCACACAGGAGAUAAACCAUAUAAAUGCACAGACUGUGGAAAGAUGUUUGCUAGGACAGGUCAUCUUUAUUCUCACAAAAGGAUCCACUCAGUGGAGAGACCAUAUAAAUGCUUGGAGUGUGGAAAAAGCUUUAACUGGAACAGAGAUCUUACUCGUCAUGAAAGGAUUCACACUGGGGAGAGGCCAUACAAGUGCAUGGAAUGCGGAAAGCAAUUUAAUCAGACAAGUGCUCUUAUUAAUCAUGAAAGAAUCCAUACAGGGGAGAGACCAUAUAAAUGCACAGAGUGUGGAAAAAGCUUCGCUCAAAGAGGACCACUUAAUUUUCAUAAAAAGAUCCACAUGAAGGAGAAAUUACAUAAAUGCGUGUAGUGUGCAAAAAGUUCUAACAAGACUCAUGAAAGAAUCCACACAUGAGAAAAUCCAUAUAAUGCAUGGAG